GGGAUUGAACCGUAGUCUUAUUUAUAACAUAUGCUUCGUUAUUAUGUACUUUGGUUCAUUAUAGAUGGGGUUGAUAAGUUAUGACAAAUUUACCUACAACAAUUUCUAUCUUGAUGAGUACAGUUCGGGCGCGGCUAUAGCCGAUGCUAUAGCAAAAAUGGAUUGGAACCACCAAAAUAUUAACGUAGGAGGACGUUGUGGUACAGCAACAUACAAAGCGCUAAACGAUGCUCGAUUAGUGGCUCUUACUGAAGCUCAUGGUGUAAGAGAUCCAUUGGGUAUAAAAUCACCACCUAUAAAGAAGGUCGUUAUUGUACUAACCGAUGGUGCUACACACCCAAAAGAAAAGUCAGGCGCCACUAUCCAAGCCGCUCGGGAUCUCAAAACAGGAUCUGGUGUAACGUCGUUUGCCAUUGAAUUACCAAAUCACAAGAUGAAUAAUAACCCAGAGAUGCAAGCCCGUGGAACAAAGGAAUUUAGGGAAAUUGCAUCAACAGAUGAGGGACUUAUAAGAGUGACAAACUUCGAUAAUUUACUCAACAGAAUUGAAGAUGUUCUGUCGAGUUUGUGUGAUGUACCCCCAACGGAAUCACCACCAGAACCCGUAGAUCCAUGUAAGAAAUUUGCCUCCUUCAAUAGAGAAUGUGAAAUAACAAUGGCCAUGUGUAAUCCGGCGGAUCCAAGAUGCUGUGGUUGUCCCUUGAUGUUUAAGGACCCAGUAACCAAGUUGGACAAGACACCGUUUGAGGUAGCCUACAAACAGGGGAUGUGUUUAUGCGAGGAUUGUAUUCGUAGAUCGCAUUUCUGUCUCCCGAAGUCCUUCCGCCCGAUCCUAAGCUAUGGGAAACCAAAAGUAUCUCGUUAUUACCCAGGAGCACCACCAGAUAACGCUGAUAAUACUCCUUAAGUUCACUACGGCUAUCUUAUGUUGAAUAAAAGUUUGAAGAGUUGAGUCACAUCGAAUUUGUUGUUAGCAAAUAAUUGAGUGUGGGGUGUUCCAUCUCUGCGCAACCCUCUCACGUGAAAUUUGUUUUAAUCCCAUUAUUAUGCUUGUUUCUACAUCUUAUCAAGUAAAAAUUGGGUUGAAACCCAUAAGCGACACGUAGAGCUUAAAAUAAAAGUUUCAUAUGCAAAUGCUUCGGACACAUUUGAUCCACGG
Messenger RNA from Owenia fusiformis, 1159 nucleotides. The record is from the annotation of a GenBank genome assembly. Lineage: Eukaryota; Metazoa; Annelida; Polychaeta; Sabellida; Oweniidae.